Molecule: messenger RNA, 2055 nt
Organism: Raphanus sativus (radish)
Lineage: Eukaryota; Viridiplantae; Streptophyta; Magnoliopsida; Brassicales; Brassicaceae
Exons: 4
Coding region: 1-2055 (684 amino acids)
Biological process (GO): DNA integration
Molecular function (GO): nucleic acid binding
Source: RefSeq, a predicted model, not a curated record
AUGGAAAAACUAUUAAAACGUCCUCUGAUAGACGAUCAUGCCUUUUACACAGAAGAAGAUUCUGAGCUGGAAAAAGAAUAUCUUACGGAUAUAUGUGCCACAAAUUCGUCAGAAGAUACAUUCACUCAUGAUGAACAAGAAAUUCUGAAUGUAGAUAGCAGAACAGAAGAUUAUUCGAAUCUUAUGGACGCAAGUAUCGGAGAUACAAUUGAAGAAGAUGAUGAUUCUGAAAUCAUUGCGGAUAAAUUCCUUAGGGAAACUAUUGAUCGUUCAUUUUCUUCAUCGGCCAAGUGGACUAAAGAAAAAGCACCCAAAGUGGAACUGAAACCACUUCCAGCUGGCCUGAAGUAUGCAUUCCUUUGCGAUAAAUCAUACCCUGUCAUUGUUAACGCUAAUCUCACGAACAGAGAGCUUGCACUGCCUUUAAACAAGCUGCGCAAAUAUCGGAGAGCGAUUGGGUAUUCUCUUGAUGAUAUUCCCGGAAUAGCCCAUGAUCUUUGCAUGCACCGCAUCCACCUCGAAGAAGAUGCAAAAAUGUCUAUAGAACAGCAAAGAAGACUCAACCCAAACCUAAAAGAGGUAGUAAAAAAGGAGAUAAUUAAACUUCUGGAUGCAGGAGUUAUAUAUCCUAUCUCUGAUAGUAAAUGGGUGAGCCCUGUGCAUGUUGUACCAAAGAAAGGAGGGAUCACGGUGGUUAAAAAUGAUAAAGAUGAACUCAUCCCCACACGCACUGUCACUGGACAUCGAAUGUGUAUUGAUUACAGGAAACUGAAUGCUGCUACAAGAAAAGACCAUUUUCCUUUACCUUUCAUCGAUCAAAUGCUCGAAAGACUGGAUUGCUUAGACAACAUGUGCAAGGUAUUGGAAAGAUGUGAAGAAAAGAAUCUCGUCCUAAAUUGGGAAAAAUGCCAUUUCAUGGUGAACGAUGGUAUAGUCCUGGGACACAAAGUCUCCGCAGCAGGAAUAGAAGUAGAUAGAGCCAAAAUUGAAGUAAUGACUGGUCUACCAGCACCCACAAACGUUAGAGACAUACGAAGCUUCCUUGGACAUGCUGGAUUUUACAGACGAUUCAUACAAGAUUUCAAAAAAGAUGCUAAACCGAGACUAAUAAGAUGGAUCUUGUUACUCCAAGAGUUCGAUAUAGAGAUCAAGGAUAAAAGAGGAGUAGACAACGGUGUCGCUGAUCACCUUUCCAGGAUUCGAGUUGAGGAUAAAGUCCCUAUAGAUGAUUUUUUUCCUACAGAUAAUAUAGCUCUUUUGGACAUGUCAUUCAUCGGUCACAUAUCGCUCCUAUCUGACGGAUUGCUGGACGAAUCAAAUGGCGAAUCGAUAACAGACAUUACUGAUGAGAGAUCAAUCAUAUCCAUCAGCGACAGAACAUCAACAGAACUUAUUGACAUACCAGUUAAGGUCGCUCGUAAUGCUUUGAAUCAUAAUAUAUCGGAUGUCGCUCCACACGAAGCAAACGGGAUUGGACGGAAAAUCACAGAUCGACCUUGGUAUGCUGAUAUAGUCAACUAUUUAGCCGCUGAUUUUGAACCAGAAAACUUAAAAGUUUCCAAAAUCCUCCAAGCAGAAUUUUGGUGGCCAACAACAUUUCGCGAUGUUCAUGCUCAUAUAGCACGAUGUGACAGAUGUCAGCGGAGAGGAAAAAUAAGCAAGAGACAUGAGAUGGAACAAAAAAUUAUCUUGGAAGUCGAGGUCUUCGACUGUUGGGGAAUAGAUUUUAUGGGUCCUUUCCCAUCUUCUUAUGGCAACAAAUAUAUCCUAGUCGCUGUAGACUACGUCUCAAAAUGGGUUGAGGCAGUAGCUUCUCCUACAAAUGAUGCGUCCGUAGUUAUCAAACUUUUCAAGAGCAUCAUUUUCCCAAGAUUUGGAGUUCCAAGAAUAGUCAUUAGUGACGGUGGAUCACAUUUCAUAAACAAAGUUUUCGACAGAUUGCUUGAGAAACAUGGUGUCCACCAUCGAGUAGCUACACCCUAUCACCCACAAACAAGUGGACAAGUGGAAGUGUCGAACCGGCAAAUCAAGGAAAUCUUGGAAAAGAAUGUCUGA